AUGGCACCAUCAUCAUCAUCAUCGUUGGAUUUGCAUUAUGAACGACCCAAAUGGUAUCGUUUAGCAAUUUAUGAUACUUUAUUAUGGCUAUUAUCAGUUAUCUUUGAUUGUUUUUUCCGAGAAAUUCGACCAAGAGGAGCAUUUAAAAUUCCUCGUGAAGGUCCAGUCAUCUUUGUGGCAGCUCCUCAUCAUAAUCAAUUCGUUGAUCCUGUACUUUUAAUGAAUCAAAUCAAAAAAGAGGCCAAUAGAAGAAUUUCGUUUUUAAUUGCUGCCAAGUCUUAUAAGUUAAAAGCAGUGGGGACAAUGGCCAAAUGUCAAUUGUCAAUUCCUGUUGUGAGACCACAAGAUUGUUUAGUUAAAGGAACGGGGAAAAUUUUUGUUGAUUUCGAUAAGGAUCCCUUGAGAGUCACUGGUAAAGACACAAAAUUCACCAAAGAAUGUAUGGUCAAAGGUUUAAUUGCAUUACCACAGUCAUUGGGUGCUUCUGAAAUUGUGGAAAUAAUCUCCGAUACCGAAUUAGUCAUUCGUAAAGAAUUCAAAUCUCUGGAUAAAGUUAAAGUUUUAUUAACCAACGGUACUGCUUAUAAACGAGCAGACAAAAUUGACCAAAAACAGGUUUAUCAAAUGGUAUUUGAUCAUUUGUUAGAUGAUGGAUGUAUUGGUAUUUUCCCAGAAGGUGGUUCUCAUGAUCGUCCUGAUUUAUUGCCAUUAAAGGCUGGUGUUGCCGUAAUGGCACUUGGUGCCAUGGAUAAAAAUCCUGGUUGUAACAUUAAAAUUGUCCCUUGUGGUAUGAAUUAUUUCAAUGCUCACAAGUUUAGAUCUAGAGCAGUUGUGGAAUUUGGUGAUCCAAUUGAGAUCCCUAAGGAAUUGGUGAAAAAAUACGCCAACCCAGAAACUAACCGUGAAGCUGUUAAAGAAUUAUUAGAUACAAUCACCACUGGGUUGAAAGCUGUUACUGUUACUUGUGAAGACUAUGAAACUUUGAUGUUAAUUCAUGCCGUUAGAAGAUUAUACGCUGGGAACUUUGCUCAACAAUUACCCUUGCCAUUAAUUGUGGAAAUGAAUAGAAGAUUGGUAAUUGGAUAUCAACAUUUCAAAAAUGUCCCUAAAGUUCAAGAAAUCAAAGAAAAAGUAUUACAUUAUAAUGAUUUUCUUAAAACUUUGUAUUUACCAGAUCAUGACGUUGAAAGUUGCAACGACGAAGCUCAUAAAAUUACAUUGAUCCCAAUAUUUUUCUUCAGAGUUUUCAAAUUAUUAAUUUUAUUCAUUUUAGCAUUACCAGGGGCUACUUUAUUCUCACCCGUGUUUUUGUCUACCAAAAUAAUCUCGAAAAAGAAAGCCAAAGAGGCAUUAGCAAACUCAGUUGUCAAGAUCCAGGCUAAUGAUGUUAUUGCCACUUGGAAGAUUCUAGUUUCAAUGGGUAUUGCCCCCAUAGUUUAUUCUUUUUACGCCAGUGUUGGUACUUAUUACUGUUCAACUCAUGACUAUUUUCUGCAUUGGAAAUUAUUUUGGGUAUGGAUUUUUUUGUAUAGUUGUGGUGUAUUGGUCACCUAUUCUGCAUUAAUUACUGGUGAACAAGGUAUGGAUUUGUUCAAAUCUAUCCGUCCAUUAUACUUAUCAAUUACAUCUGGUUCGUCUAUAAAAGAAUUGAAAAAAAUGAGACACGAAUUGAGUGAGGAAAUUACUGAGUUAGUCAAUCACUAUGGUCCACAAUUAUUCCCUAAUGAUUUCAAUUUGUUAGAUUUGCAAAAAUCAUUGAACAUAAAUGGUGAUGUUGUUUACGCUGAUAGUGACGAAGAAGAAGAUAUGAAAACUGAAGAGUUGCGUAACAGAAGAAUUGCCAGACGUAAAGCUGAAAAGAAAAAGAAGCAGACUCAAGAAAAUGAAGAUACCCAAGAACUUCAAAGUUCUGAUAUGAAACACUCUUCAUCUAUGAGUGAUGGUAUUUCCUUGUUGAAUUCCGAUAAUUCAUUAACUAAUUUACCAAUGUUUUCCGAUUAUGUCUUGCACAAAAAUGCCAAGAAUCCUGAUCUACAAUUGGACCCACAAUCCCAUUAUGGUUCAAGAGUGAAUUCGAAUCUCAACUCUAGUGCCAAUUCUUCAGUUUCUAUUUAUGAUGAUUAUCGAUUUGCAUCACAAUCAGAACAUGGCGGCACUGCAUCACCUGUAAGAUAUUCAAGACUCCCUCAUUUACCUGAAACAUCAUCUUCAGAUCAUAUGGAAUUGAAUUUUGCUUCAAAACCUGAAGGGCAGAAAAUGCGUUUGAGAGAUAGAAUUAAAACCAAACUUCGGGAAAAUAGAAAAGAAAAUUAA
Messenger RNA from Candida albicans SC5314, 2313 nucleotides. It is a transcript of the gene SCT1, whose product is annotated as bifunctional glycerol-3-phosphate/glycerone-phosphate O-acyltransferase. The record is from RefSeq and is a predicted model, not a curated record. Lineage: Eukaryota; Fungi; Ascomycota; Pichiomycetes; Serinales; Debaryomycetaceae. The coding region runs from base 1 to 2313 and encodes 770 amino acids. The transcript has a single exon. Gene Ontology annotation, molecular function: glycerone-phosphate O-acyltransferase activity; glycerol-3-phosphate O-acyltransferase activity. Gene Ontology annotation, cellular component: endoplasmic reticulum membrane. Gene Ontology annotation, biological process: phospholipid biosynthetic process.